ACAUGGAUUUAAUGCAGCUAUGUAAUGCUAUAAUACUGUCCACGGCAGUUUGUGUUGGCUCAGCUCACGGACUUGCCACCAAGAACAAGCUAACACCUUUUGGCCCGAGCAUGCGGAACUCCGUUAUGAGUGGUAUCCAGGACACUGCGGAUUUCGCUAUAAAGAUACAUCCACCUGAGCAAGAUGUAGACGAAACACUUCGGUCGUUAGAUGGCAUAAUGAUGAUGGAAGACGCUGAACGCCGUGCUUCCAACGAAGACUUUGUUGAUGCCGAGCAGCGACUGCUGUCACUGCAUAAAGCAAAGAUAAGGGAAAUUGUAGCUGCUGCUAUGGAGCCCAUUCACGCCAUGUUUCCAAUGGACUACCAAGCGCUGAUGGAGGGGCACGGUAGCACAGAACUGUGACUCCAUUAUAUAUCGCAUUCAUAU
Messenger RNA from Babesia bovis T2Bo, 428 nucleotides. RefSeq lists its product as uncharacterized. The transcript has 6 exons. Bases 3 to 404 code for a protein of 133 amino acids. NCBI's taxonomy places the organism in Eukaryota, Apicomplexa, Aconoidasida, Piroplasmida, Babesiidae. The record is from RefSeq and is a predicted model, not a curated record.